AUGGUAUUCAAAAAUAGCUUGGUCUCUUUGGUAUUGGUAUCGAUUGCUAUUAUUAGUAGUAGUAGUAUAAUAGGAGUACUAUCAAAAAAUCACAAUAAUAAUAAUAAUAAUGGUGCAGUUGUAACAGCAUGUCAAAAUGGUGGAAUUAAAACACAAUUUCAAGAACAAUGUACAUGCCCAUACACAUACUCUGGUAAUAAUUGUGAACAUGUAGAUGAAUCUCUAUCCAAUUGUACACAAGCUUACAAUAUACAAAAUGGUGGUGACGUAUCGCAAUAUUGUUGUUGGUCAAAGAAAAGACAACUCAUUGGAAUGUCAGAUUUAAAGGUAUCAAAUGACAUGAAUCUAUCUCUGUCUGAAAAGAUUCAUUUCUUGAUGGAUUUGUAUGGACCCUGGGAUUCAAAUGAUUUGACAUUCUUUAAUUCCAUUUUAUCGACAAACAAGAAUGGAAUCGUUCAUCCAAAAUAUCAAAACCAAAUAACUAAUACUGGUGGUCCAACCAAUCAACAACCAUUACAUUCUCAACAUCAUCUUUAUCCAUUUGAUUGUUCAUCAUCAGCUGAUCAAAGACUUCCUUUGGCAUUCACCAUUUUUGUUCAUUCUCCAGAUUUGGAUUCACUCGAUUAUUUAUUAAAGGUUUUAUAUUCAACUAAACAUUAUUAUAUUAUUCAUGUUGAUAAAUCAGUAUCAGAUAAAGAUUAUGAAAAGAUUAAAGAUUUUGUUGGUAAUUAUAAUGACAAUUCUGCAACUAAUAAUAUCAAAGUAUUGGAGAAUAGAAUUAAAGGUAAAUGGGGAGAUAUUUCAUUAGUCUAUAUGGAAUUAAUUUCUUAUACAUCAUUGUUUGAUAUGGUCAACGAAAGAAAGAAAUUAGGAGGAGGAGGAGGAGACCAACACCAAUGGUCACAUGUCAUUAAUCUAAGUUUAAAUGAUUUCCCAACAGCACCUCUAUCUCAACUUGAAUUAAUGUUAUGUUCAAACCAAAAUAUGAAUUAUUUAGAAGAGAAACCUUAUCAUCAAUAUUAUAGAUAUAUUCAUGCAUAUAUGAAUUCAAAGACAGUACAUUGGAUUAAUGAUGAAACCGAUGUAUUUGAAAUAUAUGAUUGUGGGGUAGAUGGAUUAGACUCUUUCUUUAAUAGAAAGGAUAUAGGUGAAGGUACACAAUGGCAUAUGUUGACCUACCAACUAUCACAUUUUAUGAUAUCCGAUAUCAUUGGCAUCGAGAGAACACUAUCACUCAAGUUUAGUUUUAUACCCGAUGAAAUCUACUUCCAAUCGAUUAAACAUCUUUCACCCAACCAUAAAUUCACAGCCGACCUACACCGUACAACUCUGUGGACCAAGAACCCACAAGGCAACCCUCAUUCAAGAUAUGCAGUUGAAUUGGAAGAUAUCGAUAACAUACCAAAAGAUAAUUUAUUCAUUAGAAAGGUUUAUUCAAAUCAUGUAAAAGAUGCUUUAGUAAAUUUAAUAUUUUGUAAUAAUAAUAAAAACGAGUCGUCUGAUUGA
Molecule: messenger RNA, 1506 nt
Organism: Cavenderia fasciculata
Lineage: Eukaryota; Evosea; Eumycetozoa; Acytosteliales; Cavenderiaceae
Gene: gnt11
Product: GlcNAc transferase
Exons: 4
Coding region: 1-1506 (501 amino acids)
Biological process (GO): chondroitin sulfate proteoglycan biosynthetic process; heparan sulfate proteoglycan biosynthetic process
Cellular component (GO): membrane
Molecular function (GO): zinc ion binding; protein xylosyltransferase activity
Source: RefSeq, a predicted model, not a curated record